GUAAAAAACCCCCUCGAGGACCGGGAAAGUCGAGUGUCGUGGAGCGGCCCGGCCCGCGGCUAAUAUAUCCGACCCGGCCAAGUGGAACGAAAGAUCUGACUGAAUUGCAUUCAUGACGCCUCUUCGACGUCAUAGAGGGACAGGAUUACCAAGAUAACUUGAAGAAGAUUGUUGAAAUAACUACAAUUAAAUAUUUCAUACAUAUCCUUGAAAAUAUUUUGGAAUUGGUUAACUCUUUACACUAAGGGAUUAAUGGUGUGAUUAUUAGUUGAGGCGUCUUAUGUUAAAGGCCAGAAUCCGCGGCAAACUCUGUCGACAUCUUACUACUUAUCCCUAGCACUCAUAUUUCAUCUAAGUACCAAUCUUUGAAACUCAUAACCUCGCAUCAUCUAUCUACCAAGUCAACAACCCCAAGAAAAACAAGGCAAAAUAGUAAAAUCAUGACUCCACUUCCAGGGGGUUGUUACUGCGGUCUAAUAAAAUACAUCAUCACACUCGAGGACCCGGAGUCGCAAGCACGCACGAGCAUCUGCCACUGCGGUAACUGCAAGAAGUUUGGGGGCGGCGAGCACGGCAUCACAACUAAGAUCCCCAAGUCAGCAUUCAAGAUUACUCAAGGGACGGAUCAUAUAAAAAUACACGAAGCGGACAACGGGAGCGGCGUAUUGCUACAUCGCGAGUUCUGCGAUACGUGUGGCGGGCCGCUUUUGGAAUACGGUGGAAAUGCGGGAGAUAAUAUAUACAUCUUCUACGGUACGAUGGAGGACCACGCCCGCGGUCAGGUUGAGCCUAAGGGCGAGUUCUUCUGCAAGCUACGGGAUCCGUGGAUGCCUAGCGUCGAAGGGUUAUUCCAAAAGCAGGAAAUCAAGCAGUAAUAAGAGAGAUAUCGCUAGUCCCAACAGGACUGGGUAGUAAUGUACUAUUCGGGUAGGCUCUAUUGUAGCAUGAUGGACUAAAUUCAUGUAAACGUGGAUGAGAGAAAGGGGGUUAGGGGGUUAGGGACGUACAAGUCUGAAGGAUAAACGUGGAAACAUAAUAGUAAUAGGAAGUAGGUAUUUAGGUAUGUAUACUAAUUAAAUAACAUGGUAUAUUAAGUUCUGCAAC
This is a messenger RNA of Daldinia loculata, 1104 nucleotides long. RefSeq names its product Mss4-like protein. Gene Ontology annotation, molecular function: carbon-sulfur lyase activity. NCBI's taxonomy places the organism in Eukaryota, Fungi, Ascomycota, Sordariomycetes, Xylariales, Hypoxylaceae. The record is from RefSeq and is a predicted model, not a curated record. The transcript is spliced from 3 exons. The coding region runs from base 441 to 875 and encodes 144 amino acids.